This is a messenger RNA of Nicotiana attenuata, 2478 nucleotides long. RefSeq lists its product as uncharacterized. The record is from RefSeq and is a predicted model, not a curated record. Lineage: Eukaryota; Viridiplantae; Streptophyta; Magnoliopsida; Solanales; Solanaceae. The transcript is spliced from 9 exons. Bases 420 to 2117 code for a protein of 565 amino acids.
UAAGCUUACUUUCUUAAGCAUUCAUUCACCUCCAUUUAUGGCUUUUAUGCACUUUUCUCUUACACACCCUUUCCUUUCAUUCCUAUUUUAAUUUUAAUUUAAUAAAACUAAUAUUCUCUUUUAUUUUUCUUGGGAAAAUCAAAAAUAAAAAAAGAAUCCACAGAGCGUAUUCACACUCCACCCCUUUGAAAAAGCUUACACAGUUUUGUUAACACAGAUUUGUCAUUUGUGUUGAAACCCCACCUCUACAGUGAAAACCCAAUUAGGGUUUUCUGAAAUAAAGUUCAUUUAUUGAGACAGCACAGUGAAGUGUAAUUUUAGUUACAUCAUUUUAUUAGUUUUUAUAUGAUUUCUUUAUGGUAAUGGUAAUAAUAUGAGAAAAAAGGGUAAUAGAAGAUCGAAAGUUAGUAUCUUUACAAAUGGGGGUGGCCAAAGUGUGGAGAUAUAGUGUCAUUUUCAAGAUUUGGCCGUCGGGGCCGUCGUUGGGGGCGGCGGCGCCGUCGCGUCGGCCGAUCUCAUGGACAGCUAUUUGCGGGUUUAUGCUUUUUGCUUUGGGGUUGAUUUCACUCUUCACUGGACACGUGGCAUCUAAUCUUGAAUGGUACUCUCAGCGACUCGUCAAACGGGCUUGGUUUUAUAAGCUGGAUGGAGGUCAUCGUGCACAAAUUGACAUUUGGAAAUCAAGGUAUUCAAGUUCUUACUACGGAUGCAGUGAGAGAGGCCCUCAUUUUGCUUCUGCUGUGCAUGAGCGAUCUUCAAAUGGAUAUCUGCUUAUUGCAACUAGUGGAGGUCUCAACCAGCAAAGAACUGGUAUAACUGAUGCUGUAGUUGUUGCACGGAUACUCAAUGCCACUUUAGUUGUACCUGAAUUGGAUCAUCAUUCAUUUUGGAAGGAUGACAGUGAUUUUGUCAACAUUUUUGAUGUUGGUUGGUUCAUCUCUUACCUUGCAAAAGAUGUCACGAUUGUUAAAAGGGUUCCAGAGAAGGUCAUGACGUCAAUGGAAAAACCCCCAUAUACCAUGCGAGUUCCUAGAAAAUCGGAGCCUGAAUAUUAUUUGGAGCAAGUAUCGCCUAUACUCUUAAGAAGACGGGUUCUUCAGUUGACAAAGUUUGAUUAUCGACUUGCUAAUGACCUCGAUGAAGAGCUACAAAGAUUGCGUUGCCGUGUGAAUUAUCAUGCCUUAAGAUUCACAAAACCCAUAAGAAAUCUUGGUCAGAAAGUUGUGUUGCGCAUGCGAAAGAUGGCAAACCGUUUCAUUGCAGUUCACUUGAGGUUUGAACCUGAUAUGUUGGCAUUCUCUGGCUGCUACUAUGGUGGGGGUGACAAGGAAAGAUAUGAAUUGGGUGAGAUAAGAAAACGAUGGGCUACUUUACCUGAGUUGAGCCCCGAUGAAGAGCGAACACGAGGGAAAUGUCCACUAACACCUCAUGAAGUCGGGCUUAUGCUGCGGGCUCUUGGCUUCAAAAAUGACACGUACCUUUAUGUUGCAUCUGGUGAAAUAUAUGGUGGAGAGAAGACUCUGCAGCCUCUAAGAGAGCUUUUUCCAAACUUUUAUACCAAAGAGAUGCUUGCCAGUGAAGAACUUCAACCAUUUCUCCCUUACUCUUCUCGACUUGCUGCAAUUGACUACAUUGUUUGUGAUGAAAGCGAUGUCUUUGUCACUAACAACAAUGGGAACAUGGCAAAGAUCCUCGCCGGUAGAAGGAGAUACAUGGGGCAUAAGAGGACGAUCAGACCAAAUGCCAAAAGGCUCAGUGCUUUGUUCAUGGCACGGGAUAAGAUGGAUUGGACCACAUUCUCUAGAAAAGUCAAAUCAUGCCAAAGAGGUUUCAUGGGAGAUCCAGAGGAAAUGAGACCAGGCCGUGGAGAGUUCCAUGAAUUUCCAUCGUUGUGUAUCUGUAAGAAACCAUACAAUUAUUCUAAUGUAUUAAGCAAAGAGAACAAGGAUCAGUUUUCGAGAAGGAAUCCAACUGUCGUGGAGUCAAGAUAUAGGUACCUAUCCAAUAGCAGUAACCUGGAUGAGAAGAGCUUACAGAAAUUUAGAAAAGGGAGAUUGAGGGAAGGGCAUGGAUCUCUAAUAGAAGAGAUUGACCCUGAUAAUCCUUUAUCUGACUAAAUAAAUACCGAGAUUAGGUUAUCAGUUUUGCUAGUAUUGUUAUGGUUAUCUUGUCCUCUCCAACAUGCUGCGAUUUUUCACUUGGUACGACUUCAGGAAGCUGGAGUCUCAGUGCUCGGUAGCAUCUUCAAUGCUCAAUUUUUCCGAUCUUGCUGCUUUUGUAUAGCAAAUCGUGUAACUUCUGGUGAUCUGCUAAUUGUUCAUAUAUGUUCUGUAAGAUAGGACUGUAGGGAGAGUGAGGCCUUAUGUUGCCUGGUUGAAGAUAUAUAUUCUGCAGCUUUUUCACUAUGUUUCGUUUGUUUGAUGUGUAUCCAAUUAGGACAGUUUGGUUCAUCAAAAUGAAGACCACGGGGCUUCCUCA